This is a messenger RNA of Sinocyclocheilus grahami, 1287 nucleotides long. Its product is annotated as splicing factor U2AF 65 kDa subunit-like. The transcript has 14 exons. Bases 103 to 1287 code for a protein of 394 amino acids. NCBI's taxonomy places the organism in Eukaryota, Metazoa, Chordata, Actinopteri, Cypriniformes, Cyprinidae. Gene Ontology annotation, molecular function: RNA binding. The record is from RefSeq and is a predicted model, not a curated record. Gene Ontology annotation, cellular component: nucleus. Gene Ontology annotation, biological process: mRNA processing.
CAGUCCUGUAGGGGACGCACUGCGCCAAAGCGCUUAUUCGGAGUGUUUUCUGGUGUGAAGAAACGAUCGGCGCAUCCACCAACGCGGAAUCUAAACGCCAGGAUGUCUGAUUUUGAUGAAUUUGAGAGACAGCUUUCUGAAAACAAGCAAGGUGACAGUCUAAACGGUCAUGAGCGGGACAAAGAGAACCGGCACCGGCGACGCAGCCCAUCACGCAGCCGCAGCCGAGAGAGGAAAAGGAGAAGCAAAGAGAGGAGAAGCAGGGAACGCCGCAGUGACAGCAAAGACCGCCGCCAUAGACGCAGUGAUCAUACUCAGAACCAUCCCCAAGAAAAUGUCAGCCGUUCUCCUCAACGGGAGAAAAAGAAGAUCAAAAUUAAGAAGUACUGGGAUGUACCGCCUCCUGGCUUUGAGCAUAUUACACCCAUGCAGUACAAGGCAAUGCAAGCUGCUGGUCAGAUCCCCGCUACCGCAUUGCUGCCCACCAUGACGCCGGACGGCCUGGCAGUAACGCCAACCCCAGUGCCCGUAGUGGGCAGUCAGAUGACUCGCCAGGCUCGCAGACUUUACGUUGGCAACAUCCCAUUUGGCAUCACAGAGGAAUCUAUGAUGGACUUCUUCAAUGCCCAGAUGAGACUCGGUGGUCUAACUCAGGCCCCAGGAAACCCUAUCCUCGCUGUCCAGAUUAACCAGGACAAGAACUUUGCUUUCCUUGAGUUCCGAUCGGUGGAUGAGACCACUCAGGCCAUGGCAUUUGAUGGCAUCAUCUUCCAGGGGCAGAGUUUAAAGAUUCGCCGGCCACAUGACUAUCAGCCGUUACCUGGCAUGAGUGAGAACCCCAGCGUAUAUGUCCCGGGUGUGGUGUCCACUGUUGUACCAGACACUAUUCACAAGCUUUUCAUUGGUGGUUUGCCAAACUAUCUCAAUGACGACCAGGUUAAAGAGUUGUUAACCUCUUUUGGACCUCUCAAAGCCUUCAAUUUGGUUAAGGACACUGCUACCGGCCUCUCAAAGGGCUAUGCUUUCUGUGAAUAUGUGGAUGUUAACAUCAAUGAUCAAGCUAUUGCAGGACUGAAUGGUAUGCAGUUAGCAGAUAAGAAGCUGCUGGUUCAGAGGGCAAGUGUAGGAGCCAAGAAUGCCACAAUGGUGAGCAUGGAAUUCAACUUAAAAUAUUUAGCUCCUCCUGCUCAAAAGUUUGUGGACCCUCAAAAUUCUGGCAAAACGCAGGAUUCUGAUGACAGCGACUCAGAGGUGGAGUUUGGACCUCCCCACAAGUAUAUGGUCUGA